Closterium sp. Naga37s-1 is the source of this 2604-nucleotide messenger RNA. NCBI's taxonomy places the organism in Eukaryota, Viridiplantae, Streptophyta, Zygnematophyceae, Desmidiales, Closteriaceae. The record is from the annotation of a GenBank genome assembly.
AUGCUACUUGCACUGGCGUCUCAAUUCACAUCCCCCCUCCCUCCCAUAUCUCUCUACGCCUCCCUUCGCCUGUCCCCUCCUCUCUCACUUGCCCUCCUCUCUCCCCCUCUCAACCUUCCCCCUCAAACGUUAGCCUGCUGCACAGUGACAGCAGCAGCACCUCCUUCUCACCCCUCGCUUCCCCCCUUCUUUCGCCCGCUCCUCGCCCCACCCCCCUCCCCCUCCCAGCGCCCCUGUUCACGUGCCCCUGUUCUCGGUGCUGGUGGUCGUGUGGGUAGCAUGCGGCGCCGUGACAGCGGCGUGGCUGCUGUGGGACCGGCACUCGCAGUACGAGAGCCGCAGGGAGGAGGCGCUGGGCGUGUGGUGCAAGGAGCGCGCCCUCAUGCUGCAGCAGCUCGUGCUGGCCCACGCCGGGCAGAUGCAGGUGAGGUGAGGCUGGGUUGGAGUGCUGCCCUCAUAAUUUCAUGCCCAUAUGCCCCCAUCAUCUCAAGCCCGCAUGCCCUCAUGCUGCAGCAGCUCGUGCUGGCCCAAGCCGGGCAGAUGCAGGGCUGGGUUGGUGUGCUGCCUGCAAGAUCUCGUUUAUCUCAUCCCUCAUUCCCUCAUGGCCUCAUGCCUUCUUGCCCGCAUGCCCUCAUCAUCUCAUGCUACAGCAGCUCGUGCCGGCCCAUGCCGCCCAGAUGCAGGGCGGCCUUUGAGAAGCAGUACGGCAGCAUCAGAGACAAUACUCUGAUCGUCAGUGCCCGCCGCCCCAUCUACUGCCCCAAGAUCCUCGAGCUCACAACGCUGUAUGCCACCAACGGUCCCAGCAAUGUGGACAUGUUUCAACGAUACUACUCCAUGAUCCCGCUCGUGGAGGCAGGCAGGCACUUCUACUCCUGGCCCUACCCCCUCGCCAACCCCCUCACCCAUGCCGGAUUCGACCCAUCCAAGUCCUUUGAGCUAUACGACAUCACCGACCCAGCCUCUCUCUUCGCCAUCGUCCACCCAUCCAAGUCCUUUGAGCUAUACGACAUCAUCAACCCAUCCUCUCUUCGCCAUCACCCAUCCAAGUCCUUUGAGCUACACGACACCACCGACCCAGCCUCUCUCUUCGCCAUCGUCCAUCUUCCCCUUCCGCCCCUCCCCCCUUCUCUUUCUGCAGACCCAUCCAAGUCCUUUGAGCUACACGACACCACCGACCCAGCCUCUCUCUUCGCCAUCGUCCAUCUUCCCCUUCCGCCCCUCCCCCCUUCUCUUUCUGCAGACCCAUCCAAGUCCUUUGAGCUAUACGACAUCACCGACCCAGCCUCUCUCUUUGCCAUCGUCUCUCCAGUCCCUCCACACGUCUACUUCCGCCCCGACGACAAGCUCCCCUACAUGCGCCCCUCCCCGGACUCGGAAACCCGCCCCUGGGAGCAGCGAGCCGUGGUGUCUCUAGAGGAGAUGGGAGCAGGCGUGAGGAAGUACGAGGUCUGGUGCCGGCAAACCCAGCCUCCCAGCACGUGGCAGCAGUGGGGCAUCCCCAUCCUCAUCGCCCUCUUCGCGCUCCUCCUCGUGCUGCUCGUGCUGCUGGCAGCCUGCCUGCAGCGCGCCAAGUUCUUCCAGACCCAGCAGCAGAUGGCAGAGGCGGAUAGGCUGAGACGACAGGCGGAGGGCGCAGAGGCGUCUAAGAGCAUGUUUGUGGCGUGCAUGUCUCACGAGCUGCGGACACCCAUGGUUGGAAUUACUGGCAUGCUCGACGCUCUAGCAGAGAUGGGCCUGAACGCCUCUCAGCUAGCCGACCUGCUAAUGGCCGGGGCAUCAGCAAGAGAUGCACUGCAUCUGGUCAACCGCGUGUUGGACCUGGCGAAGCUGGAGGCAGGCAAGGCGGUGGUGGAUGAGACGGUGAUUGACGUGAGGGAGUGGCUUCAUGGGGCAUUGGAGUGGCACGCGGAGGAAGCACGUUCUAAAGGCAUUGAAUUGAGUGGCAUUGUGAGUGACGGCUGCCCCACGCAUGUGAUUGCAGACCCCAUGCACCUCACCACCAUGGUCAAGGAGAUCACAGACAACGCGGUCAAGUUCACGACACAAGGCCACGUGACAGUGCGAGUGACCCUGGUGCCGCAAGGGACAAGCUUGCACGACACCCUUUGUUGCCAGGGCCUUCCCCCAGCAGCUCCUCAAGCGGCCGCUGCUAACACUGCCUAUUGGCCGUCCACCUGGCUUUGUUCGAGAUGGGAAUGCUUGAUUGAGGCUGUGAGGGGGGCGCCAGUUGCAUCUGCAGCGGGAGCAGUAGCAGCAGCAGCAGCAGCAGCAGCAGCAGCAACAGCAGCAGCAGCAGCAGGCAGUGCAAGGGGCGAGGGCGGGCAUGAAAGACGGCAUGGGAGUCAAGACAGGAAACAUAUUCAAAAACCAGACAGGGGGCGUGGGAGACGACAGCAUGGGACAGGCCAUGGCAUAGGGCGUGGGAGUGGGCAAGGGAGGGGUGGAGAGCGGUGGAUGCUGGUGCUGUCGUGCCAAGACUCGGGCUGUGGCCUCCCAGCGUCUCUCCACACAGCAAGUGGCACUGAAGGGCCUUCCUACUUCUCCCUCCUCGUGAGAUUUCAAAAAUUCUCUCUCUUGAUGAGACUCCUACUUCUCUCUUGA